Messenger RNA from Gopherus evgoodei (Goodes thornscrub tortoise), 2790 nucleotides. RefSeq names its product immunoglobulin superfamily member 1-like. Gene Ontology annotation, biological process: cell surface receptor signaling pathway. The transcript has 11 exons. The record is from RefSeq and is a predicted model, not a curated record. The coding region runs from base 348 to 2612 and encodes 754 amino acids. Lineage: Eukaryota; Metazoa; Chordata; Testudines; Testudinidae. Gene Ontology annotation, molecular function: transmembrane signaling receptor activity.
UGUCUCUUCAUUCAACUGUCUGCCUUGGUCUGAAUCCCCCUUUCCCUCUCUCACUCUUUCAUUCCAUCUCCCCUGAUAAUCUGUAAGGUUUCGCCAUCCCAGACACCAGAGUUCUCCAGCAAUCAGCAGGUCUUGAGGCUGCAUCGUCAUCACUCGUCCGUGCUCCUUUUAGACACCGGCUGGCCCAUCCCAGGAGCUGGUUCCUCUCUCGGAUGUGCAGACUUUGGGGAAGUGUCUCGCCCCAUGGGACGGACGGUCACAGAUAUUUGUAAGAGCUCGGGGUUGCUAUUUAGGUAGCUCAUCAAAGGAGCAGAUUCACCCGGCAGCAGCAUCCUGUUACACCCAGCAUGGAGCUCCUCUAUCUCCUGGCUUCUCUCCAGAUCCUUUCCCGGCUGGUGUCACUUGCAGCCCCCCUGCAAGCCCCAACAAUGAUCAUGGACCCACAGCACCCUGUGUAUUUCCCGGGGGAGCGUCUCACCCUCAGAUGCUCAGCCCCUAGCUGGGAGGCAGUGACCAGCUACCAGUUCUACAAUCAGCGCGGGGAAUGGGUCUUCACGGAAACCACUGGCCUGCUUGGGGGGCCCUGGCUGGUCCUGACGGCUGAGACGGAGAAGGCCGGGGAGUAUAGCUGUGAGUACUGGGCAGUGAGGGAUGGACGGCACAUCUACUCUGCACGCAGCCAGCCUGUCUUGGUACCAGUGAUGGAUUUCCCUGUUGCUCCAUCCAUCUCUGUGAUAUCUGAUCCCCCGGGGAAGAGCCCUGUUACCAUCCUAUGCUCGGCCCCUCCGGGACAUGUGGCUACAAGGUACCAGUUCCUGAAGCAGGGGAAUGUCAUUGUCUCACAGCCAGGUGCCCGUCUCCAGCUCCGUCAGUCUGAUUUGGACGCUACCGGCUCUUACGCCUGCAGCUAUGAGAUCAGUGUCUCAGGGAGAAUGAUCCAGUCACUGCCGAGUGCCCCCCUCUCACUCCAUCCGACAGGUUCUUCCGUGCUCCCAGAAAGCUUUCGGCCAAUGCUACGGCUGUCCCCAACGGGCCCUGAGUUCACCACUGGUGAGUCUGUUACCCUGACGUGCUCAGCUCCCAGCUGGGAGAAGAAGAUGCAGUUCUGUUUCCUCAAGGCCGGGGAACAAGUGGCAUGCACAAGACAGGCCGUGGAGGACUCUCAGAGUUACCAGAUUGGCAGACUCGGCAUGGAGGAUUCUGGCUCGUACACCUGUACAUACUGGGUAGCCGAACCUGGGCAGGAGAUGUCCCUAGAGAGCCAGCCCAUCUCCAUCACAGUCACAGCUCCUCCUCUGGCCCCCAAACUCUCUCUGCAUCCCAAGCUCCCUGUGUACCUGCCCGGGGAGAAGGUCACCCUCAACUGCUCAGCCCCCCAUGGCGAGGAGGUGGUGGGGUUCAGGUUCCACCAGCACAGAGGGGAUCAGACCCUUGAAGAGCUGCCAGCUGCCAGCGAGGGGCCCUGGAUGGACCUCAUGGCACAGACGGGGAAUGACGGCUCCUACAUCUGUCAGUACUGGAGAAGGGAGGCUGGGCAGGAGAUUGUAUCCGAGAACAGUAACAGCAUCACUGUACCAGUGUCAGACUCCCUUCCUCAGCCGUUGCUAAUAGUGGAUCCCCCAUCUGGAGUGGUGAAUGAAGGGCUCCCCCUGCUCAUCACCUGCAUGACCCCUGGUGACCUUGGCGCGUGGAGAUUUCACUUUUACAAGGAUGGAACUGAGAUCGUCCCUGGAGAUAAGGGGUCUGAUAUCAGCACCACGGAGUCUGUCUCUGACUCUAUGAACAUUUCUGUGCUCAGCAUCCCACAGGAUGGUCCUAACAACACUGGGGAAUUCACCUGUGGGUACGAGAAGAACAUGAGUGGGAGAUGGAUCCAGUCCCCCAGGAGCCAGGCUGUGACUGUUACCUGGAAUGUCACCAGGAAUUACAACUGGAGAGGUGAGGCCCCCAACAGCAUUAACAGAAUGAGAAGGAAUAUUUCCUCUGACAUGCAGUUCCCAUCUUGGACCCAUAGGUGGCAGGAUCACGUCGUGUAUCUAGCAUGCAGAAAUUCCUUUCUUAAAGGGGAGGGCGCAGAUUGUCCCUAUUCUGCAGGCUGCCUGAGGUAUAGCGGAGUCCACAAUGCCAUGCAGGAGAAGCGUUUACAUUGGAGAUCCUGGCAUAAUGCCUACUGUCACUCUUCCCCCAUCUCUCAAGCAGGCUGGGCUCUGCCCCUCCCUUUGGUGGCUGGUUGUGGUGGUGGAGGAGCUGCUCUGGGGCUACUGGCUCUUCUUGGCUGCUGCUGGAGAAGGAAAAAGAAAGGUAGCAGCAAGACAGCAACUGGCUACCUGGGUGUCAAUGGAGCCCCUGGGGUCCAUUUAGCUCUGCAGCAAAGGAGUCAUGACGGGUGCGAUCAGCUGGUGACCCACAACCAGCGGCGGCUGCCCAGCAUCCCUGGAGGUAAAUCCAAGAACAGAGGCAAGGGACAAGAGGAUGCAGGCACCAGGGCAGGAUGCCCUACCCUGUAUGCUGUAGCCACAUGCCCAUCUGUGAGCCAUGGGAGCUCCACGUUCCACCAGCGAGGAAGGAAUUUGGUCUCAGAGGAAGUUGUGUACAGUGAACCCCUCUUCUAAUCCCUGCCCCCCCCAACUUCCCAGAAGCACCCUGCUCCCAUUGCCUGCGAAUUCCCCAGAUGUCAAUCUCGGCUCACUUUCAAAUGCUUGUCACAGCAAAUACCUCAGUUUUGUUCUUUUCAUCUUGUGGGAUAAGGGGGGUGGGAGGCAGGAUUCCUGGGUUCUAUACCCAGAUUUG